AUGGCAAUGUCUCAAAAGUCACUGAAGAAGUAUUUUUCCAAAGUACCAAAAUCAAAUUUGGCCUCUCAUAAUCAACCUAAUCGGGAAGAAAAUGUCAAUCAAUCGGAAGUACCAUUGCAUUCUUCUCAAAGACAAGAAACUAAUUUGGAGAAUGCCAAUCAAUCGGAAGUACCAUUGCAUUCGUCUCAAAGACAAGAAAUUGAUUUAGAUUCUUUAGAGUACGAUCCGGCGAAAAGAACUCAAAUCUUGGACUAUCAUCCAAACGAUCGUGAUGUAAUUAGGAGAGCAUACAUUCGACAAGGUCCUUGUCAACCUGAGAAUCAUAUCUUUCCUCCAACAGAUUUUUAUGGAGAUAUGCGCCGUUUUAAUCCUAAAUGGUUUCAGAAAUAUCCUGAUUGGUUGGAGUAUAGCGUAAGUAACGAUGCAGCAUAUUGUUUGUAUUGUUAUUUUUUUAAAGACAGUAACAUUCAUCAAGGUGGAGGUGAUAUAUUUUCGACCAUUGGGUUUAAGAGUUGGAAUAAAAAGAAAAGUUUGUGGAUACACAUUGGUAAGCCAAAUAGCAUUCAUAACCAGGCAAAAAAAAGAUGUGAAGAUCUAAGUCGACAACAACAGUCUAUUAAAUCUGCAUUUGGGAGGGGGCAAUCUGAUCAAUUUAAGCAUGAGUACUGGCUUCGCUUAACUGCUUCAAUUGAUGUAGUAAGACUUCUUGUGAAUCAAGGAUUUGCAUUUCGGGGUCAUGAUGAGUCUAAAUCAUCACUUAAUAGGGGUAAUUUUCUUGAAAUUCUCUCAUGGUAUGCGAAACACUGUGAUAAAAUUCAUGAUUAUGUAUUGGAACAUGCUCCUCAGAAUGACCGAAUGACCUCUCCAAUGAUUCAAAAAGAUAUUGUGACUGCAUGUAAGAUAGAGACCAUCAAAGCUAUCAUUGAGGAAUUAAAUGGUGACUACUUUGCCUUAUUAGUUGAUGAAUCUUUUGAUGUGUCACGUAAGGAGCAAAUGGUUGUGGUUUUACGAUAUGUUGAUCGAAAGGGAUUUGUGAUGGAGCGAUUGAUUGAUAUUGUACAUGUUCAAGAUACUAGUGCUUUAUCUCUAAAGAGUGCAAUUGUCAAUUUACUUUCUCAACAUUCAUUGAGUCUAUCUUAUGUGCGCGGGCAAUGUUACGAUGGGGCAAGCAAUAUGCAAGGUGAGAUAAAAGGCCUUAAAAAGUUGAUUAGGCAAGAAAGUUUCUCAGCACAUUCUAUUCAUUGUUUUGCUCAUCAACUUCAACUAACUCUUGUUGCGGUUUCUAAAAAAUGUAUUCAAGUGGGGGAACUUGUAUUAUUAGUUUCAAAUGUUUUGAAUGUGUUGGGAGCUUCUUUUAAGCGUAUGGAUGAAUUUCGAGAAUCUCAAAAAGAAAGAAUUCAAGAGGCAUUAGAUAUGGGUGAACUUACAACAGGUAGAGGCUUGCAUCAAGAACUUGGUCUUAUAAGAGCCGGUGAUACUCGUUGGGGAUCUCACUACAAAUCCUUUUGUAAUUUUAUUCGUAUGUUUGGCUCUAUUACUGAUGUUCUUGAUGCACUUGUUGUUGAUGCAUAUUCUCCAGAUGAAAGUGCUAAGGCAACAGGAUAUCUUGAAGCUUGUCAAACAUUUAAGAUUGCUUUUAUGUUGCAUUUGAUGAGAGAUAUCUUAGGAAUCACAGAUGAGCUUAAUAAAUCAUUACAAAAUAAAGAACAGGAUAUUGCAAAUGCUAUGCUGCUCGUUGAAGUAGCAAAGAGAAGGUUGCAAUCAUUGAGGGAGGAUGCCUGGGAUGAGCUUAUUGAUAAAGUAUCGACAUUUUGUAUCAAGUAUAACAUUUUGAUACCUAAUUUUGAUGAGCCUUAUGUUAACUCUGGAAGAUUACGGCGUAAACCUGCUGAUCAUACGGUCUUACAUCAUUAUCGUUAUGAUGUGUUCUAUAAAAUUAUUGAUUGGCAACUUCAAGAACUCAAUGAUCGUUUUAACGAGGUGACUACUGAUUUGCUUCAUGGAGUUGCUUGUUUGAAUCCAGUUGACUCAUUUUCUAGUUUUAACAUCAAGAAGAUAAUGAGAAUGGCUGAAUUAUAUCCUGAUGAUUUUGAUGAAUUUAGUAGGGGUGCUCUUGAGAAUCAGCUUGCGACAUACAUUAUUGAUGUCCGUGAUAUUGAUGAAAGGUUCGCCAAUCUGAAUGGUAUUUGUGAUCUCUCAAGAAAACUAGUUCAAACGAAGAAGCACUUAAACUUUCCUCUUGUAUUCCGCUUAGUGAAAUUUUCUUUGCUUCUACCAGUUGCCACUGCAUCCGUUGAAAGAGAGUUUUCGGCAAUGAAGUUUAUUAAGAAUGACCUGCGGAAUCGGAUGAAUGACAGACUUUUGAGCGGCUGCUUAGUUCCUUAUGUAGAAAAAGAUGUAUUUAUUAAUAUUUCUAAUGAUGCUAUUGUAAAAACAUUUCAAGAGAUGAAACCUCGUCGAGUACAGUUGCGAUAA
Lycium barbarum (goji berry) is the source of this 2475-nucleotide messenger RNA. RefSeq lists its product as uncharacterized. Lineage: Eukaryota; Viridiplantae; Streptophyta; Magnoliopsida; Solanales; Solanaceae. Bases 1 to 2475 code for a protein of 824 amino acids. The record is from RefSeq and is a predicted model, not a curated record. The transcript is spliced from 2 exons.